Plasmodium malariae is the source of this 360-nucleotide messenger RNA. RefSeq names its product conserved Plasmodium protein, unknown function. The coding region runs from base 1 to 360 and encodes 119 amino acids. The transcript has a single exon. The record is from RefSeq and is a predicted model, not a curated record. Lineage: Eukaryota; Apicomplexa; Aconoidasida; Haemosporida; Plasmodiidae.
AUGGAAGAUAACAAAGCUGAGUCACCAAAUAAAAGAAGGGAAAAUGCGAAAUUUUCAAAAUUCGUUACCUCUUUAAGUUUUAUGAAAAAAAAUAUAGAAGGGAAAGACGAGAAUGUAAAAAAGAAAAUAAAAUAUUCAAAUGAUGAUCAUUUAUGGAUUCUUAAGGAUUAUGAAGAUCAAGUUAAUGCCUUUUUAAAAAAUAAAUCAUCACAAAAAAAUAAAAAUAAUGUUUCUUUAAAUUGUUUAGGAAGGAAAACAUAUAAUAAUUACAAUAAUUAUGUAAAUUUGUACAAUAUAGAAAUUAAGAAAUUCAUUAAUUCCGUAAAAAAAAAUAAGCCCAUUCAUUCAUUGAGAGAAUAG